This is a messenger RNA of Rotaria socialis, 750 nucleotides long. Lineage: Eukaryota; Metazoa; Rotifera; Eurotatoria; Philodinida; Philodinidae. The record is from the annotation of a GenBank genome assembly.
AUGGAACUUUGCCAGACGUCUAGCUGUUUACAUAGUCCAAUCGCCAUUUGUCUACACUGUCAACAGCAUUUAUGUGUUGAACAUCUUUUACAACAUAAUGAACAAUUAGUUUGCCAAGCAAAUAUUCAGUGUGAUGAAUUUAAUAGAAUAACUGAACAAAUUGAAAAAAUGUCAUUCAAUGAACAGUUUACAUCUGCUGAAGAAGAUUUAAAUGAUUGGCUCAAUGAUCAAAUGAAAAAAUUAGAUAAAGUUUAUGAAGAAAAAUUAUUUCUAUUAAAGCAAGCCCAGUCAGAAGUUGAAGAGAAACUAAAAGCAUUUAAACAAACCCAACGAUUAAAAAUAGCCGAUGUACAACGUCGAUUGUUUAAUUCUCAAUUAAAUAAACAGAUUAAUCUCGAACAAUUAAAUCAAAUGAAAACAACUAUUGAACAAUUACGUGAAGAUAUUCAUCAAUUUAGAACAAAUGACUGUUCAAUAACUUUAAUUAAUAAUGAUCAAAUGAAUUAUUCUUAUAAACCUAACAUUGAUAUACAAUUGAAAAACAAGAUUUUAAAUGGCAAUGAAAUCAUAACUGAAGUUGAUAAUGGUUUAAAUCAAACAUGUGAUAAGUUAAGAAAAUAUCAAUUACGAGCAGAGGCAAAGCCAUUUGAAUAUAUACGAAAAAUGCCACAUUAUGAUUCUAAUUCAUCUAUUCGACAAAAAGAUUUUCACACUCAACUAUUUGAAGCAAAAAUAAAUUAUGUUCAAUAG